AUGUCUCCCUCAGCACUUCCGGCAACUUCAUCGUACAGCAUCGCCACAAUUCCCGCAGAUGGCAUCGGCCCUGAAGUCGUUGAAGCUGGAGUUGAAGUACUCAAAUCGUUGAGCCAAAAGCUGGGCACUUUCAAGCUGGACUUUGUGAACUACGAUUGGAGCAGUGAAACCUACAAGAAGACAGGCAAAUACAUCCCCGAUGGUGGCUUGGAGCAAUUGAAGAAACACGAUGCUAUUCUCUUCGGAGCUGUCGGUGCUCCCGACGUGCCUGACCACAUCUCUCUUUGGGGAUUGAGACUCGCCAUCUUCCAGCCAUUCCAGCAGUUCGCCAACGUACGCCCUACACGCAUCUUCCGUGGUACCCAGUCACCUCUUCGCAAUGCGUCGACUGGUGAUCUCGAUUGGGUCAUCGUUCGCGAGAACAGCGAAGGUGAAUACGCCGGACAGGGUGGACGUUCCCAUCGUGGCAAGCCUUGGGAGGUCGCGACCGAGACUUCUAUUUUCAGCAGACACGGUGUCGAGCGCAUCAUUCGCUUUGCCUUUGAGACGGCUCAGAAGCGCCCACGCAAGCUAUUGACCGUCGUGACCAAGAGUAACGCUCAGAGAAACGGCAUGGUCAUGUGGGAUGAGGUCGCCCAUGAGGUCGCACAAGAAUUCCCUGAUGUUACCGUCGACAAGAUGCUCGUAGACGCGAUGACUGUUCGCAUGGUCAUGAAGCCCGAGUCAUUGGAUACUAUCGUCGCCACUAACUUGCACGCCGAUAUCCUUUCUGAUCUCGCAGCCGCACUUGCCGGUUCCAUUGGUAUUGCUCCAACCUCAAACUUGGAUCCCACCCGCGAGAAUCCCAGUAUGUUCGAGCCAAUUCACGGUUCUGCUUUUGAUAUCACAGGCAUGGGUAUUUCCAAUCCUGUUGCGACGUUCUGGACUGCCGCUGAGAUGCUCGACUGGAUUGGUGAGGCCGAGGCAGCGAAGUAUCUGCUCGACGCAGUUGAGAAAGUAUGCGAGAAGGGCAUCGUGACUGCGGAUCUUGGUGGCAAGGCAAACACCAAGGAAGUUACUGCUGCAGUCUGCGAAGAGAUCCAAAACAUCGUUAGCAAGAAGGUUCAGGCGUGAAAACUCAGCAUGUAUUGCAGCUU
This is a messenger RNA of Aureobasidium pullulans EXF-150, 1136 nucleotides long. Its product is annotated as tartrate dehydrogenase/decarboxylase. Bases 1 to 1113 code for a protein of 370 amino acids. The record is from RefSeq and is a predicted model, not a curated record. NCBI's taxonomy places the organism in Eukaryota, Fungi, Ascomycota, Dothideomycetes, Dothideales, Saccotheciaceae. Gene Ontology annotation, molecular function: NAD binding; magnesium ion binding; oxidoreductase activity, acting on the CH-OH group of donors, NAD or NADP as acceptor. The transcript is spliced from 2 exons.